AAGUAACAUCUUUCUUUUCCUGUUUAGCUUUUCGUCUUUCUUUAUUUGAUUACUUAGUAGUGCCUGAGUUUAGUGUAAUAUUUUUAAAAUUUAGACUGAUUUUUGAAUCAACUGCGAAAUGAAAAAGGUUUCCAAAGACCUGGCUCCAAUAGCCAUUCCUCAUGGACCACCUGUGGAGUCCACGUCAGAGUAUUAUAAAUCCUUGAUGGAAAGUUCACGUAUGGUAAAAAAAUAUCCAGUAUGGGACGUAGCUCGGCCUACUCCACAAGUGCUGAUGGAGCAAGCUCGCAGGGAUCUCAUAGAGGCAGAUGAAAAGCUCGCUCUAAAAAGAGAAGAGGAAAAAGCGAACAGAGAUUUGAUGGACAACAAGUGGCAGGAGCUGCGUGAGAAGGAGAUGCUUUUGAAGGAGUCUUUUAUCAGCUUCAACAAGUUUAUCAGAGAAAAUCAAGAGAAGCGCGACAGGGCAGAGCGUAAGAUGGAAGCCGAUAUGGAAGUGCUGGAGAGAAAGACACGAGAAACGGAGGCCAUGCGGCAGAGAGUCGUAGAGAUGGAGGAGGUCAAGGAGCUCAUGGAGAAGCAAGUCCAGGAUUAUACAAUUUACGAGUACUACCUGAUGUCGGUUGUACACAACUACCCGGAGUUCAAGCAACCGUUAGACGUACUAAACCGUUAUGAAGCCUUAGCUGCCGCAAAAGCCACAUUAGCGGAACGUCAGGAACGGGAUUUGGAGAUGCUAGAGAAUGCUCGCCAGGAGAUCGCGUCGCUCACUGAAGAGAAGAAACUAUUCAUCAUGGGCCUGAACAACACCCUCGCUGAUCUCAGAUGGCGCUACGACAUAGUACGCAAUCGCGUGAUCAAAUGGGAGCUUGCACUAAAUCGCCUCAAGGAAACUGCAGCAAAACGGCAUGUGGAACUGUGCCACGUUAGAUCGGCUAUAUGGAGUUUGUACGUGAAGAUCUGCAAGCAAAAGGGUCUGCCGAUAGAUGUGAAGAACUCGGACUUUGAGCAACAGCUGGUGGUCAUAAUGAGGGCGCUAUUGGAGCUGAAGCGCAUUUAUAAAAUCGCGCAACAUAGGUCUAAACAAAAAGAUGGUGAAUCCAUGUAGACUUUCUGAAACAUGAAAGAAGACUUUAUUUCCUUCGUUAACCUAUCGAUCUUUUAGUUAUUGUUGUUCAAAUUGUAGACAUUUACAUGAACUUACGUGUUUUGAAUAAAAUUUAU
Molecule: messenger RNA, 1221 nt
Organism: Bicyclus anynana (squinting bush brown)
Lineage: Eukaryota; Metazoa; Arthropoda; Insecta; Lepidoptera; Nymphalidae
Product: coiled-coil domain-containing protein 42 homolog
Exons: 7
Coding region: 119-1105 (328 amino acids)
Source: RefSeq, a predicted model, not a curated record